GACGCGGGGUGCUCUAUGGCUAUGGCCAAGAUCAUUCCCUUCCUCCUCGUUCUAGUACCCAUUCGCAUGGCAGCCGCUCGGACGGAUUGCCCCAACGUCCCGUUACUGGGCGCAGUGGCCGCCUGCCAGAAGGCUUGCGGCACGAAGCUCAUAUACGACCUCUGCAUCCGCAUGAUGCGCCAAUGCGGUGCUGACGUGUCCCCGUCGCACAAGGAGAGGGCCACCGCAUACGCGAUCCUUGCGGCGCACUCCGCUGCGAAUUCCUUCGACGACACAAAGCUCGCCGCGAGCAACCAGCUCAGCCACAACUCCUCGCUCUCCGGCAAGCAGAGAGACGCCUAUGAGGGGUGCAUGAACGACUACGCACCGGCCGACAGCUCCAUCGACCGCAUCGCCGACGAGACGCUCCCUAGCUGCCGCUUCACGGGCCUCGCCGACGAGUACACGCGUGUGAUAAAUAGUGUGGAGAAGUGUAGGGACCGGCUGUUGACGCCGACUCUGGUGAAAACGCCGCUGUACCCCAUGGUGGUGGCCGACCGGAACAAAGCAGUGCUAGCGAACAUGCUUGGUAAACUGUUAGGCAUAUGAGUGUGUGAUGGAUCAAGAGGCAGUCCGGACACCAGAGAGCAAAUAAUAAAUACCAAGCAUUGAGUA
Messenger RNA from Triticum dicoccoides, 654 nucleotides. RefSeq lists its product as uncharacterized. Lineage: Eukaryota; Viridiplantae; Streptophyta; Magnoliopsida; Poales; Poaceae. The coding region runs from base 16 to 588 and encodes 190 amino acids. The transcript has a single exon. The record is from RefSeq and is a predicted model, not a curated record.